AUGGACGACGAUCACUGCUUGAUAAGCGAAGGAACUGUAGAAGGAAAAUUGGGAGGAGGUCGCAAAUCAGAGUUCCGUUACCCGUGGAUAUUGAAAAGUCCGGGGAAGAGGGGUGAAAAGGUGAUCGAAGAUGAUGAUGAUGACGCGAUCAUCGAUAUGUCAUUAUUUGCAAGGAUAAGCUUGGCUGUGUUUGAGUGUGGAAGUCACGAAACAACCGCCUUUGUCCGUAUAGCACGAGCGCGCCUCUCCGGAACACCAGUUGUCGUGUCCACUGCUGGACAUGACCUCACAUGCGCUCAGUACUGCCGUAAUAAUAUUGAACCAACAACAGGAGCUCAACGAGUCUGUGCUUCGUUUAAUUUCGACGGCCGUGAAACGUGUUAUUUCUUCGAUGAUGCCGCCACUCCAGCCGGCACCGCUAGUUUGGCAUCAAAUCCAUCAGCAAACAAUUUUUACUACGAGAAAACAUGCAUCCCAGGUGUUAGCGCACACGAAGCAUGCACAUACCGAUCAUUUUCAUUUGAACAUACUCGAAAAACCGCUCUGGAAGGAUUCGUUCGCAAAUCCGUCCAGGUCGGAUCUCGCGAGCAGUGUCUAUCAGCAUGUCUUAAAGAAGAAGAAUUUGUUUGUCGUUCAGUAAAUUACAAUUAUGACACUUAUUUAUGCGAAUUAUCAACAGAAGAUCGGCGCUCCAAGCCAAAUCAUUUGCGACACAGUGACUCACCUAUCGAUUAUUAUGACAACAACUGCCUUUCACGUCAAAAUCGAUGUGGCGAAGCGGGUGGUAACCUGGUUUUCGUAAAAACGACCAAUUUUGAGAUACACUUUUAUGAUCAUACGCAGUCUGUUGAGGCGCAAGAAUCAUUCUGUUUACAAAAGUGUCUGGAUUCAUUGAACACAUUCUGUCGUUCCGUGGAAUUUAGCCCAUCCGAAAAGAAUUGCAUUGUGAGCGAUGAAGAUACAUUCUCGAGAGCCGAUCAACAAGGUCAUAUACAGGGCAAGGAUUACUAUGAGCCUGUUUGCGUUGCUGCGGAUCUCAGUUCUUCGACUUGUCGUCAACAGGCAGCUUUCGAGCGUUUUAUUGGUAGUCAAAUAGAAGGUCAACCAGUUGCUUCCGCUCAAGGUGUUACCUUAUCGGACUGCAUAUCACUGUGCUUCCAGAAUCUGAACUGUAAAAGUAUCAAUUAUGAUCGCACACAAAUGACAUGCUAUGUGUUUUCGGUUGGACGUUCGGAUGCAAAUAUUAAAUCAAAUCCUUCAACCGAUUUUUAUGAAUUUAACUGCGAAUCGCAAUUUGGCGGUAUGGCAUUAUGUACCAACGAGGGAAUACGUUUCAUUGUGAAUACCAAGGAGCCGUAUACGGGAGCUAUUUAUGCUGCGGAACGAUUUGGUACUUGUUCACAGGUUGUUGAAAAUGCCAAACAGAUUUCGAUCAACUUUCCACCACCUACCGUGUCCUCGGACUGUGGCACCGUUAUUAAGGAUGGUAAGUUAGAAGCAUUAGUUGUCGUAUCAUUGGAUGGUGUGCUACCGCAUCAGGUAACCACAGAAUGGGAUCGUUUCUAUCGCGUUUCCUGUGAUAUAUCAAUGGAUAAGAUGAUGCGUGAAGGUUCGGUUGUCGUCACAACAAUUUAUGAUGCAGGAGAAGCGAACACACGUGUUCUUGCUGUAGGAACUCCACCACCAGUAACUGCAACGUUAUCCUUCCUCAGUGCUGAUGAUGAACCCCUGGAAAAGGCUUCGAUUGGUGAUGCAAUCCAAAUGGUUGUUACGUCGGAACAAGCUGGGCCUCACAAUAUGAUGCUAACGGAAUGUACCGCAACACGAGUUGGGGGAGAGGGAGACGCUGUACCUUUUACUAUCAUCGAAAAUGGGUUAGUACAACAUCUAGAAGCUACUAUGAUUUCGGAGGAAAGCGGUCGUGAAAUGUUGAUUAUCGCCAUUGACCGCUUGAAUCUUUCCUCUGAUGGCUUUUGCCCACGUUACCCGGCCUUGGUUGGACCCGUUGGACAAGAUUUUGAGAAAAAUCGCCUCAAAUGUGACAUGAAAGCAUUCCGAUUAGAUGGUUCCUACGACGUUCAGAUUUUAUGUCAAGUAAUGUUCUGUGCUGGACCCAAUGGAUGUCCACCGAGUAAUUGCCUGGAUUCUGGAACGAAUGAGCUCUUUAUGUCUCAUGGAAGGCGGAAACGAAAUAUCGAUGAUGGUGAUCAAACAGAAGGAACACUGUCUGCAAUAAUAAGAGUUCUUGCAAAAGGAGAAGAUGAAGAAGUUUUACAAAAUACUACCUUCUCGAAUAACGCUUUUUCGGAGGAAUUCGAUCUGGUAUGCAUGUCGGAGGUGUGGUUCAUAUCAUCCAUCGUGUCGGUAUCCGUAGUAUGCUUGGUUCUGUCUGCAUUUAUUGUUGUGUGGGGUUGUAGCUCUUUAAAGAAGGAAAAAUUGCCGUUGUAA
Molecule: messenger RNA, 2448 nt
Organism: Acanthocheilonema viteae
Lineage: Eukaryota; Metazoa; Nematoda; Chromadorea; Rhabditida; Onchocercidae
Source: the annotation of a GenBank genome assembly